Messenger RNA from Pleurotus ostreatus (oyster mushroom), 2370 nucleotides. RefSeq lists its product as uncharacterized. Gene Ontology annotation, biological process: positive regulation of mitotic metaphase/anaphase transition; anaphase-promoting complex-dependent catabolic process; protein K11-linked ubiquitination. Lineage: Eukaryota; Fungi; Basidiomycota; Agaricomycetes; Agaricales; Pleurotaceae. The coding region runs from base 1 to 2370 and encodes 789 amino acids. The transcript has 12 exons. Gene Ontology annotation, molecular function: protein binding. Gene Ontology annotation, cellular component: nuclear periphery; anaphase-promoting complex. The record is from RefSeq and is a predicted model, not a curated record.
AUGGAAACGAACGCGUUUUCCUCGCUCGCAGUCUUGAAUCUGCAGUCAUCUUACUCUUUGUUUGAAUCUGCCUGCUGUCCAGAUAAAGAUCUCGUCGUUUUGGUUUCGCGACAUGGACGGAAGGAUCGAUUGAGUCUCUGGAAGAUUCAAGGUCCUAAAAUAUGGGAAGUCCAAGUCGGGGCGAAUAUACAAGAGAUUGUCAAUGUGGCGUGGAGUCCCGAUGGUCAGACAAUUGCGGUGGCGCAUAGUCCCCCGGGAUUGACGCUGCAUUCCAUGCAGGAUGGUCACGAGGAACGAGUGCUCCUUCUUGACCAGAUACACUCCUCGACAUUGCAUGCGCCGCGUAUUACUGGCCUGUGGUGGACUCAAGACAGUCGAAAACAAACUGGGGUUCCUGUUGCUGAUAUAUUCCGGCGGAACAACGUUAUUACAGGUUCAGCGCACUCCAUCCUCAAGAUUCUACCGCUGCUUGACCACUUACAAGAAGACGACAACCAACUAAAUGCUGCCGACCUAUUCGCUUUCCAAGGGACGCAGACCCGAUCUCAAACAAAGCGAGAGCUCCCUGACUUUAUGAGGCAAUGGCCAGCAUUGCAAUCCGAUCCAGUAACAGCGUCGAUGAGCUCUCAUUUGCCUGGCUCAAAUUCCAAGAGUACAGCGUUGGAUGCCGAAGCCUCAGUAGUCGGUGAAAGUCUGUUGUUCGUAGCGGACAACGUGGGUCGUCUAUUUUCCUUCCUCGACGGAAGUUAUCCUACAGGAUAUGUUACUUUGCAAACCGAACACUCCAUCAAAUCAUUGUUUCAGCAUUCGCCACGCUCCGUUUUCACAGCCCAUCUGGCGUCCUCGGCAAAGACCAUCUCCCCGUCUUGUUUUUACCCCACUCUUAUUACAAUGCCGCUGCUUGACAACCGCCUUGUUCGCGAUGUUGCCAAAAGCUCAACCUCGGCUCGUACACUUCUUUGGUACAUCUGGCGACUGGUGAAAGAUAUGCGUGCCGCGUGGCUUGGCUCCGAGUCGAUGAGUGGCGCCCGUGAACUUGGGCCUCGGUGGGUUCGCGCGUUGGAGAUGAAGCAAACGGCCGAUUUCGGAGAGAAGGAUUCCGCGGCUAUUUUGGAUCUCACGCGACUUCUGUUGACCGGUCGCAGCACUGAGGCCCUGGCUGAUCUUUUGGGGAGCGGAGAGCAGAUGAGCGAGCGGGGCAUACAAAAGUGGGAAACGACGGUCUCGGAAACUUUGAUCAAAUUGCGUGACUUUUCAGAGAAAAGGGUCACUCCUGCCUUUCAACGACUUCACCUUGUUUUAGAGGAAGUUGAAGGCUGGUCGCUGCUUCCGCAGUAUGCCGCCUUUGAGUUUUCGCGCGACGACGUUGAUGCCUGCCGUCACCUCUGUGCCCGGGGAAUUGUGGUUUCUAGUUGGCUAGCUUCUGUUGCUCGCCGAGAGCUUCGUCGCUUCGCUUCGUUUGUUGCCUGGCUUCGGUUUUCAGUCAACAAUUUGAAUACCACCAAUGAAGGGAACACUGGCGCUCGGUACGAUGUCCUUGAGGUUAAUAACUAUUUCAUGUCGGGGUUGCAGGCCAGCCCCAUCGACAAGUGGUUCGUUGGUCCAAUCCCCACCUUUACGCCAGAAGACCUUGGCGUACCAGACCAGCGGCAACCCCUGCAAGAGGUGCUGGAAAAAGCGAGGCAAGCGGCGAAACAGGGGAAAGAAGAAGGCUGGCGCAAGGCCACCUCCCAGAAAGAUCUAGAUCACAUUGAUAGAAACCUCGAUGCGCUCGCACAAGAGCUAGCGACACGAUGCCAGCGCAUAUUCGCUCAUGCUGCUGGUGCAGUGUCUCGAUCGGCUUCCGUCACCCUUAAAUGUGUGUGUUUAUUCCGAGUGCCGUACGAUGCCGCAACGCACCAGCAGCCGUCUAGGGUAGAGGUCUCCAUACGCGAGUUUUACCUACCUGAAGGGGGUGAGGAAGGCAUGCCGGUGGACUUACUGGAGGUACAAUUCUUCGACGAUGAACAUGUGGUAAUUGUUUACCGACUACCGAACGAGACUGGACCAGUGUUUGUAGCGACAGGGAGCUACAAUGAUUUAGGGUAUGAAUCGUUGCAAGCUGACGCGUACGUAAACAUCUAUGCCCGAGAGAAGCUAGUCAUGGCCACAGUAGAGGCAUGGAACAAAGGCCAACUGCGGUCUGUUAAACAAAUGAUCACAAGGCGCAGACGGCUAAACAUCCAAGGCGGAGAGCGUGUUUCGGUCGCUGUGAACGGCCUCGCAGGGCGGCGGGUCGCGUGCGUGCUAAACGAAGAAGGGGUGGCAAUGGAAGGACUUGAUUUGGAAGGAGAUGGGGAAGACAUUGAGGGCUCGGGGGAGGAUGGGUAG